Messenger RNA from Fragaria vesca subsp. vesca, 1058 nucleotides. RefSeq lists its product as uncharacterized. The transcript has 2 exons. Bases 230 to 583 code for a protein of 117 amino acids. NCBI's taxonomy places the organism in Eukaryota, Viridiplantae, Streptophyta, Magnoliopsida, Rosales, Rosaceae. The record is from RefSeq and is a predicted model, not a curated record.
CCUUUUUAAGUCCAUAAAACCCCAAAAAUAAAAGACGUGGCAGGGAAGCAAAGAAAGAUCCGAAUCCGUUUGUCCCCAUCUCUCUCUCGGCAAUCGCCGCCUAGUCGGAGCCUCCCGAUUUCCCGACUCACCCACGCAACCAAUCAUGUCCACGUUUGAGUGAACGUCUCUCUAUCAGUGUUUCCUUGUUUCUUUUCUUCUCAAUUGGAAUUGUGGGGUUUGUGAAGAAAUGUCUCUGAGAAUCAAAGUGGUGGUGGACAAGUUCGUACAGGAGCUCAAGGAAGCUUUGGAUGCCGACAUUCAAGACCGAAUCAUGAAGGAGAGGGAGAUGCAGAGCUACAUCGAAGAACGCGAACGCGAAGUCGCCGAGCGCGAAGCUGCUUGGAAAGCCGAGCUCUCUCGCCGUGAGGCUGAAAUUGCCAGACAAGAAGCAAGGCUGAAAAUAGAGAAGGAAAACCUCGAGAAAGAGAAGAGUGUUCUGAUGGGAACUGCAUCAAACCAAGAUAACCAAGAUGGAGCUCUUGAAAUUACUGUAAGUGGCGAGAAGUAUCGAUGUCUUAGGUUCGCCAAGGCAAAGAAAUGAACGCAUUAGAAAGGAGGAUGAAAGGGAAAAAAGAAGAAGAAGAAGCUAGUGCUGGCCUUGAUUAUGUUAGAAGUUCUAGUUGCUUGGGGAUUUUGCAAACUUCAUUCUUUGUAUGAAAGCUCCAAUUCCUGUAUAUCCGGGCAAGCAUUGUCCCAAGUCCUGUCAUUGGUUUUGAUUCAAAAGGGUAAAUCAGGUUUUGUGUGCUCGAAAACAAACUAGUAUUGGAAUGAUUAGGUCUCAACUGCGAAAUACCUUGAACCAUAUCUGAUAAGUAGUGUAGUUUGACACUUCGACCGUUUAGUGCUACAUGAUUAACUAAUUCCUGGAUUGUUCAUAUAUUGCUAGUUAAAAAGUUUCAACAUCUAUUUUGCUCAUACUUUGUUGGUGUGAUUUGUUGAAGUUUAGUAGAUCGAUUGUCUGCAAAACUUGGGGGGAAUUCCUCCCUAAUUAUAAAGCAAUAUUGCAUUGUUAGUGG